UUUCUAAGCUGGGACUAGCUUGCAAUGACAUAGGGAUCCACAGACGUACUAACGUAGUUUUUGAAUUUGUGACCUGGAUGAUGAUUUAGUGGUAUUUUACCAGCGACAAAUUAAAAUUAGUAGUUUUAACCUACAACAACAACAAGAAAUUGCAAAACUAGCUGACAAAUAUACAAACAAAUGAAAUCAAACAUUUGAUUUUAAGCAUUCUACAAUUAUUGUAUUUAUUUCAUUCGGAGAAAUUAUGAAGAAAAUUAGUUCCUGUGCUGGCAAGUGGAGUUAACACUGCAAAAACAUCACCUUCUAAGCAAAUGGCAUGUUGGGAUGCUCAGGCAAAUAUGCUGAAAGGAUUUAAUUAUGCUACAGAAAGGACAGAACCUAUGUCUGUAAAAUGUGAUAUUAAAAAUGAAAUGAAACCAGAUGUAUCAAUUGAAACAGACUGUAAAAGUGGCAUAAAUAUCUCAGAGAUUGCAAAAUCAAGCAUUGUGAAAAUUGAAAAUCAGGUUGGGGAAAUAUUUGAUUCUUUCAUUAUUGAUUAUGAAGAUGACAUGGAACAGAUGCCUACAACUGUUGAUCCAUUCUCCAAAUCCAUUGAAAUACAAACUGAGCAUGAAGAAAGUGUAGAACCAGUAGAAGAAGAUUUUAAAAAAGAAGAGCCAUUCUAUAUUGUUGAAGUAAAUUCAGAACACAUAGAAAGUGAAGACAUACCAGCAGGUCAUCCAGAAACGUCAGAACAGGAAGAUUUUACAAGAAUGCUUGAAGAAACUACUGAAGUACGACCGGAAAAUACUGAAAAUGAAUGUUCAGAAAUAAAACCUACAGCAGUACAAUUAAACAAUUCAAAGUCCAGGUCUCGAUCACAUCGAAAGUUUGAUUUGAAUUAUAAUAAUGAAUCUUUGAGUACUUCUUUUAGAGUGCAUUCAAAAGAGAAAAGAAGAACAGAACAAAGUUCUAUAUAUGUUGAAAAGUGUAAACAAGCUUCUAAUUCAAAAACAGAAAAAAAUCAGUCAGUGGUUCUGAAGAGAACAAUACGAAAAUCAAAAAAGGCAAGGACUAGAAGUAGUAAAACUGUUCUACGGAAGUAUAAGAAAGGAACAGGUAGAAGUCAAAAGGCUACAGCUUCACCCUUGAGUUCAACAGCCAGAAAAGACAUAUUGAGUGAUGUUUCAAACACCUCAUCAGCUGUCAGCACUCGCAAAUGUUUUGUAAGUUUAAGACCCUUGAAAGUUGAAGCCAAAGACAAGGAAAUGGCAGAGCCAAAAGUAAACUCCACAGGUGAUGCUGUUAAACCAGUACUGUCUAAUAUGGUAUCAACUAGAAGACGCUCAAAGUCUGUGGUUCCUAACAGUCCCUAUAAUGACACAAUUGAUCCAGGAAAUAAGAAAUCAGUAAACACAUCCGAUGAUGCUGUUGAACCAGUACUGUCUAAUAUGGUAUCAGCUAGAAGACGCUCAAGGUCUGUGGUUCCUAACAGUCGCUAUAAAGACAUGGUUGAUCCAGAAAAGAAAAAAUCAGACUAUGACAUUGAUGACAGUGAUGCUGACCCAGUCUAUAAACCAUCCAGUGAUGAUGAUGAUUCUGAUGAUGACAGAAAUGUAGCUAACAAUAGCACUAAGGAGGAUUUGGUAUCAGCAUCAGAACGAGACAGCAAUGAUAGUGCUAUUGAUCCACAGCUCUGUACAGACAAGUCAGUGACAAUUCUGUCUUCAAAAAAGAAUACAAAAGGCAAUCGUGAUAACAAAAAACAUGCUUGUUUCUUUUGUGGAAAACUGUUUCCAAAUAUUGCCAGACAUUUGACAAAGAAACAUUCAAAUGAGCACGAAGUCGCUAAGAUAUUGAUAUUGCCGAUAAAAAGUAAAGAGCGUAGAACUGCUUGGGAGGAACUUGUAAAUAAGGGAGACUAUUUCCACAAUUCCCAAGUCAUUGACAAAGGGCAUGGAACUGUUAUUCCAAAGUAUAGGUCUAAAAAGCAUGUUGAAGAUGUACGAAGUCUAAUACCAUGUCAGUCUUGCAGAGGGUUCUACAAGAAAAACGAUUUUUGGAAACAUCAAAAAAUCUGUAAUGUACAGAAACCUGUAGAUAUAAAAUUGAAACAGGUCAGCGCAGAAAAACUAUUUAUGCCACAUGAAAAUGCAACAAAGGAGCUGAAUGACAAUGUAAUAGUUGAAAUGAAGGACGAUGAAAUAAAGAGAACAGUUGAAUCAGAUAAUUUAAUUCUGCGUCUUGGUAACAUUUUGUAUCAUGAGAAAGGACAUGAAGUUAAUGACCACAUUUACAUCUCGGUUAAACUUAGAGAACUUGGUAGGCUCCUACUUUCAGCUAAAAAUAUGGACGCUGAUAUAAAAAGUAUUUUGGAUUUGAUGAAAGCAUCAAAAUGGGAUUUGCUUAUUUCAGCUGUUAAGAAUGUUUCUGAAUAUGAUGAAGAGGGUCGUCAAUUUGGUAUUCCAUCAUUGGCAAGAAAUCUUGGUCUAAGCCUGAAAAGGUGUGCUGAAAUUGAAUAUUCAUAUUCUACAAAAAAUGGGAACUUGGAAAAUCAAAAUUUAACUGAGACCUUUCUGGAAAUGUAUGAAUUAAAGUGGAAAAAGUGCAUAGGAUCAAUGGCUAACUCUACACUUGAAGAGAACAAGUGUAAUAAGUCACGGUUUCUGUCAUUAGUAGAAGAUGUUGUUAAGCUCAACAAUUAUUUAGAGGAAAAUGUGAUAAGGCUUUGUGUUCAAAUUGAAAAGAGCCCUCUAGAAUAUUAUGCGGACUUAGCGAAAGUUUGUAUUGCACAGAUAACUCUUUUUAAUAGAAACAGAAGUGAAGAUGCUCAAAGAAUUACGGUAAAAGGUUUUCUAGAUGCUAAAUCUGGAGGACUGCUGGAUGACACUACAAAAAAAUCAUUGACCGUGUUUGAGCAGACAUUGUGCAAGUCGCAUUUGAGGAUUGAAAUCAUGGGAAAGGAAGGAAACAAAGUACCAGUGCUGUUAACAACAAAAAUGGCUUCUUGUUUAAACAUACUUCUCAGAUACAGAGAGGCAGUAGGUAUCAAUGAUAAAACAUUCUUAUUUGCAAGGCCUUCCUGUACUGAGCACCCAUACAGAGGAUGUGAUGUUCUGAGGGAGUUUGCUAGUCACUGUAAUUUGAAAUGUCCCGAUUGUGUAAUGUCAACCAGUGUGAGAAGACAGCUGACUAUACUGGCUCAGAUACUUAGCCUCGGGGAAACUGAUCAGGAUAUAUUGAAAAUAUUCCAGGAACAUGAUAUCAGGGUUUACGACCAAUUUAACCAGUCAUCAGAGAGUGCAUUACAGGUGGCAAAGAUCUUCAAAGUACUCCAUUGCCUGAACACUGGCACUAUUAACAAGUACAAAGGAUGUGAUUUUGACAGCAUAGACAUAGAAGAUAAAGAAAUGUUGGCAAAUGAUGUUGAAACUAUUGAGUCAGAGUCGGAGGAUGAGCUUAGCACAGAAAAUUUGGAAGAAGAUGAUGAAAGUGAAAUUGACUUUGGUGAGACAGCAUCUGAGGAUGAACUUAUCACAGACUGUGACAUUGAUGAUAGUGAUGCAGACCCGGACUUCAAAAUAUCAAUGAGUGAUGUUGAUUCUGAUGAUGACACAGGAUUUACAGGCAACAGACCUAAUGAGGACAUGGUAUCAACAUCAGAAAGAGGCAAUAUAGAUAGAGCUAUUGAUCCACAGCUCUGUACAGACAAUUUAGUGACAGUUCAGUCUUCAGUAAAGAAUGCAAAAGGCAAUCUGAAUAACAAAAGACAUGCUUGUCUCUAUUGUAGAAAACUCAUGCCCAAUAUUGCCAGACAUUUGACAAACAAACAUUCAAAUGAGCAUGAAGUUGCUAUUAUAUUGAUGUUGCCAUUAAGAAGUAAAGAACGUAAAUCUGCUUGGCAGGAACUUGUAAACAAAGGGGACUUUUCUCACAAUUAUCAAGUCAUUGACAAAGGUCAUGGAACACUUAUUCCAAAGUAUAGAUCGAGGACUAACGUGGAUGAUAUACGAAGCCUAUUACCAUGCCAUUCUUGCAGAGGGUUCUACAAGAAAACAGAUUUGUGGAAACAUCAAAAAAUCUGUUGUGUACAGAAACCAACAUUUUUAAAUUCAAAACAUGUCAGAGCAGGAAAACUAUUAAUGCCACAUAAACAAGCAUCAAAGGAGCUCUUUGAAAAUGUAAUAGUUGAUAUGAAUGACGAUGAAGUAAAGCGGACAGUUGAAUCAGAUGAUUUUAUUUUGCAUCAUGGGAACAUUCUGUAUGAGGAAAAGGGACAUGAAGGUUACAUCUCUAGCAAACUUAGAGAACUUGGUAGGCUUCUACUUUCAGCUAAAAAAAUGGACACUGACAUAAAAAGUAUUUUGGAUUUGAUGAAAGCCUCAAAAUGGGAUUUGCUUAUUGCAGCUGUUAAGAAAGUUGCUGAAUACAAUGAAGAGAGUUGUCAAUUUGGUAUUCCAUCAUUGGUAAGAAAUCUUGGUCUAAGCCUGAAAAGGUGUGCUGAAAUUGAAUAUUCUGAUGCCACAAAAAACAGGAACUUUAAAAAACGUAAUUUGAUAGAAACAUUCCUGGAAACGUAUGAAUUAAAGUGGAAAAAAUGCAUAGGAUCGACAGCUAACUCAGCUCUGGAAGAGAAAAAGUGUAACAAGCUACAGCUUGUGCAGUUAGUAGAAGAUGUUAUUAAGCUCAACAAGCAUUUAGAGGAAAACGUGAAAUGGCUUUGUAUUCAAGUUGAAAAGAACCCAAUGGAAUAUUAUGCUGACUUUGCAAAAAUCUGUUUUGCACAGGUCAUUCUUUUCAAUAGAAAAAGAAGUGAUGCAGCUGAAAGAAUUACUGUGAAAGAUAUUUUAGCUGUUAAAUCUGGAGGACUAGUGGAUGACACUAUAAAAAAAUCAUUGACUUUGUUUGAACAGAAACUGUGCAAGUCACAUCCGAGAGUUGAAAUUAAAGGGGAAAAAGGAGCCAGAAUGCCAAUCCUGUUAACAGCAAAAAUGGCUUUUUGUUUAAAUAAGCUUCUCAAGUAUAGAGAUGCAGCAGGUGUAGAUGAUAAAACUUUCCUGUUUGCAAGGCCGGGCUCUGCUGAGCAUCCAGGACCAUACAGAGGAUGUGAUGUGCUGAGGGAGUUUGCCAGUGACUGUAAUUUGAAGCAUCCUGAAUGUAUAACAUCAACAAAAGCGAGAAAACAGCUUGCAACACUGACUCAAAUUCUUAACCUCGAGGAAAAUGAUGAAGAUGUCAUGGAAUCCUUCCAAGAACAUGGUAUUAUUGUUCACGGGCAGUUUAUCCAGUCACCAGAGAGUACAUUACAUGUGGCAAAGACCUUCAAAUUACUCAGUUGCCUUAACAAUGGAACAAUUAACAAGUACAAAGGGUGCGAUUUUGAUGACCUAGAUGUAGACCUUAAAGAAAUUUUGGAGGAGGAUGAUGAUGAAAGAGAUAUUGAAAGUGAUCAGUCAGAGUCAGAGGAUGAGCUUACCACAGAAACUGAACCAGCAAGAAAAAAACAGAGAGUAGAAAAUGGGAAAGCUAGAAGGAGCACCUCAACUAUGGAUGUAACAAAUAAAUCAGCUUCUAAGUCAGCCACGAAGCGGAGGAUUUUCUUUACAGAAGCUGAAAGACAGGCAGUGGAGGCAGGAUUCUUGAAAGAAAUCAGACUUGCAAAAGUGCCUGGAAAACCUGAUGUUGUAAACUUUGUUAAACAAAAUCCAACUUUUUCAAAGUACCCAUGGACUAAAAUUAAAUUUGCGGUACACAAUAUGAUAAAUGCCAGGAAGCGUAAAGAAAUGGACUUAGCAUAGGACUGAUGAUUUAGAAAUAGAUUUGGAACUUUCUGACCUGUUAUUACAGUAAUAAUAAAAAUCCUUCCUUUGUGUUCUAGAGAUGAGCUCAAACAUUACAUGCAUGACAGUGUGUAUUUGCAGUCUUGGAAAGCUGACUGAUUGAAGUGGUAUUUGUAAAGUCUGCCAGAACCUAUAUCUAGAAAUUCAUAGGAUUUUACAGUGAGUGUAUCUCGUGAAACAAUAUCAUAUCUGUAAAUAUUUUAGGAAUUAUAGUGCAACACUUGGUAAUACAGAAAAUAAAGACAAAUGCAGCUACAAGCUGUCAAAUAGAAAAGAUAGAGGAUUUUACAUGAACAUCUUUUCAAAUUGAAUAUAUUAAACAAGUUGAAUAAAAAAAAUGGUUGGCUUUGCCAAGCAUUUUAUCAAUUUUAUUCAAUAAGUUUAAUGAAUUCAAUGUGGAAAGUCACAGGUGUAAUAUUCCUUGAGCUUGAACAAUUUUCCCUUUAUGUAAACUAAUAUAUAAGAAACUUUAAGAAAAAAUUCUUUAUGAAACUACUAGCCUGAUUUCAACAUACUUCAGACAAAGGGUCCUUGAGUGACGUUCUACAAAGUUUGUUCAAAUUUUUCUAAUUUUCAAAAAACAUGGCCACAAGAGUGCAAGGUCACUUUUCUCUUUAUGAAUACAGUGGAAACUUUAAAAAAUCUUCUAAGCCUUUUUAAAAUGAUUUCACAGAAAUUGCUCUUGUGUGACCUUUACCAAGACUUCAAACUAAUAUGAUUUGUCAUUAAACAUGGCUGCUAGAGGGAAUAGUCAUUUAUAGCUCACCAGCGCACAAAGUGCUCAAGGUGAGCUAUUGUGGCAGUUCAUUGUCUGUCGUCCGUCAUCGGUCAACAUUUGCCUUGUGAACACUCUAGAGGCCACAUUUGUGACCCAGUUAUAUGAAACUUGGUCAGAAUGUAACCUUGAUGAUCUCUAGGUCAAGUUCGAACCUGGAUCAUGUGGGGUCAAAAACUAGGUCAGUAGGCCAGAUCAAAAGAAAAGCUUAUGAACACUUUAGAGACCACAGUUGAGAGUCAUACUUUAUGAACUUGGUCAGAAUGUUUUCUUGAUAACGUAUAUGUCAAUUUUGAAUCUUGGUCAUGUGGGGUCAAAACUAGGUCAUCUGGUCAAAUCAAAGGAAAAGCUUGUGAACACUCCACAGUUGUGACCCAAUCUUUAUGAAACUUGGUCAGAAUGUUUUCUUGAUGAUCUAUAGGUAAAUUUGAAACUGGGUCAUGUUGGGUCAAAAACUAGCUCAGUACGCCAGAUCAAAGGAAAAGCUUGUGAACACUCUAGAGGCCACAGUUGCGACCCAGUCUUUAUGAAACUUGGUCAGAAUGUUUAUCUUGAUGAUUUCUAUGUCAGGUUCCAAACCGGGUCCUACGGGGUCAAAAACUAGGUCAGUAGGCCAGAUCAAAGGAAAAGUUUGUGAAAACUAUAGGCCACAGUUGUGACUCGAUCUUUAUGAAACUUGGUCAGAAAGUUUGUCUUGAUAAUCUCUAGGUCAAGAUUGAAUCUGGGUCAUGUGGGGUCAAAAACCACUUCACAUGGUCAAAUCAAGUUUGUGAACACUUUAAAGGCAACAGUUGUGACUCAAUCUUUAUGAAACUUAAUCAGAAUGUUUGUCUUUAGAACUUCUAGGUUAAGUUUGAGACUGAGUUAUGUAGGGUCAAAAACUAGGUCACAUGGUCAAAUCAAAGGAAAAGCUUGUGAAUUUUCUAGAGGUAGCAGUUGUGACCCAAUCUUUAUGAAACUUGGUCAGAAUGUUUGUCUUGAUAAUCUCUAGGCGAAGGUCUAAAUUGGGUCAUGUGGGAUCAAAACCUAGGUCAGUAGGCCAGAUCAACACUGGUGGGCAAUAUAGGGCCAUCAUGGCCCUCAUGUUUUCUUUUCAAUUGUGUAUAUAUUAGAAACAUUAAAAAUGUUCUUGUCAGAAAUUACAGGCUGUUUAAAACAAUUUAAUACAAUUGUUUAUUUGAGUUUUAAGGUGUAUCAGGAAUUGACUGUCUACCGUUACUGUUCAAAUUAUUGCCCUUGGAUCAAAAGUGAACAUGCCCAUGUGUGUGACAUGUAUGUAAUAUAGGCCAACAUGAAAUGAACUUUGAAUAUCUCCUUUUAAACUGUUAAUUGCUAGAACCCUGAUAUUUAUAUAAAUGUCGCUCUUCACUUGUAACUUGAAGGCUUUUACACAUGCGUGCAUUUUAGGGUCUGACAGUAUCCCUCCUGUUAUUUUUGUUAAAAUCAGCUACAAAUAAAAUGCUAUUUCUGUACUGUAAAAAAUCCCAGACAAUCAUUUUUGCUUGCAACUUCUGACAUGUAAGACCCCAUGAAUAGGUUCUACACCUUAUUUACACCUAGUCGUUGGUCUGGACUGAGGACAGUUGUAUGUCUGUUGAUAUUUGUAUUUUAACCUUGAUAGUAUUGUAGCUGCAGUCAUGCUUUUGGCUUUACUAUGGAUUUCUGUAUUUAUGGUUGUUUGAAAAAUAAUUCAAGUUUAACUACACAUUUGAAUUGUUCUUUCCGAAGGGAAAUAAAUUUGUUAAAUUGGAA
Molecule: messenger RNA, 8346 nt
Organism: Mercenaria mercenaria
Lineage: Eukaryota; Metazoa; Mollusca; Bivalvia; Venerida; Veneridae
Exons: 11
Coding region: 312-5777 (1821 amino acids)
Source: RefSeq, a predicted model, not a curated record